Molecule: messenger RNA, 2434 nt
Organism: Schistosoma turkestanicum
Lineage: Eukaryota; Metazoa; Platyhelminthes; Trematoda; Strigeidida; Schistosomatidae
Source: the annotation of a GenBank genome assembly
CUCAGGGUCACACCUCUUGUUUCUGUGUAAAAUUUGAAGUUCGGUGAUUGGGCUGAUCCACAAAUUGCCCGAGAAUUUCCCUCAAGUGGGUUGGGUUCAUUCAGGCCCUGCAGUAACAUCAGUUUAAUUUCUUGGAGGAUAGGGGUUAUCGGACGUAGUGUGCAAAAUUAAAACUUAAUUUGCAACUUUCCUGAUUUGACCGCUUUUCGAAAAUCCUAUAAAUUGUCUAUGUGAUGCACUAAUCGCUUUAAAACAGUUUGACAUCCUAGUGCUCAACAACGUCCAUAAAUGGAUGAUACCACUAGACCGUUUCAAUGAUGGUUUCAAACCCUCACGCCAUUUGUCCCUUAUUUCGCUUUCUAGAUCGUUUGAAUUUGAAGCAUUUGUGAUUACUAAUUGUUGUUUAAUGCUAUCCCUGAUAAGUGUAACUGCAUUUUUUGUGCUUGCUUGGUCAUUGCCUCAUCUCUUCUGUUUUUUUCCUUUCUCAGUUUCCCCGCCGAUGCUACUGUUCAUGCUUCCCUAAUAUACAAAGUACCCUCUGUCAAGGUGCGAACCGCCACAGUGCUUGCAACAGUUUAAUAUUUUGUUAAUUGUAUGAAAGAGCAGCCAUUAGCCAAUUCAUCAUCGUCAUCAUACCUUAACCCACGUAAAAGUGACCUGUUAACUUAUUGAACAAGCACCAAAUCACCUCUGGUAAUAGUGAAUAUUUGUUCAUGGGUAUACUGUCAGCUCCGCUUAUCUUUUUACGUUAAAUUUUUUCCGCUGAAUUAAUCUACUACAAAUGCUUCCAGACGACUUCGACCUAAUUUCUCUGAAUAUUGUCGGCUUUUGUAGUUGUGAUUUUGAUGAAUAAAGUUCUUCUUUGUCGAUAUGUUAUAUGACGACUCAGCGUCUAGUCUCUUCACUCAUACAGCUGAAUAAUAUUUUCUACACUAGUUUGGAACUUUAUGCAUACAUAUUAAAUGACUUGUAAAAUAUCGAUGUAUCUUCUGUCUGAAGUUUUACCUAUGAUUGUAUUCGGGUGAUUUAUAUCUGCAUUUAAAGUAGGCUUCUUACCACCUGACAUAAUUUUGUACAUAUUCGAAAUGGUGCUCCUAUUAGCUGUUUUGUUUAUACAUGCCUCUGUGGUUUCUCGGAAUAAGUGCUACUGCUAGUACUGUUUUUAUUUUAAUAAUGCGAUGGUUAGUUCGGAGACAAGCAAUAAUCUGCAAUUGUUUGUCCCCUGUUGGCCGACAUGCAGUAAUCACCGGAGCUAACUCUGGUAUCGGUCUCGCAACUGCAUUUGAAUUGGCUAAAAGAAAUUGGAAACUUACCUUAGGUUGCAGAAAUUUAGACUCCGCCUUCAAGGUUAAGGAAGAAAUUGCAAAUCUCACUGGUAAUCAUGACAUUUCUGUAAGACUUUUGGAUUUGGAGAACCCACGAACGAUUGAGGAGUUUGUACGAUUUUUACCUUUACCUGUUCAUAUUUUGAUCAACAACGCCGGCGUGUAUCCCAAAACCCUUCGUUCUUCGAAGUAUUUCCAAGAUAUCAAUGUCACUUUAGCGACUAAUUAUGUUGGACAUUUUUAUCUGACUUCGUUACUUUUACCUUACUUUAAAAAAUCAUAUCACGAAACAUCUGUUUAUCCUCGAGUAAUUGUUGUGAGCUCUUCUUUAUCUAAAAAAGGAACCUUUACAACGGAAGAUUUGUUUCAACCAUACACUACUACUUCAGAUUUGAAUUCCAGUAAGGCUUAUUCUGAUUCUAAGCUGGCGUGUAAUUUAUUCUCACGUGAACUUUAUCGGAGAUAUGGUUCAGGUGAUAGUAAAAUACUUGAUGUCUAUUGUUUAUUUACUGGAGGGAUGGUAAAUACCAAUUUAUUCCGAAAUACAUUAGCGGUAUAUUCACCGAUAACUCAGCGUUUUAUUCGUGGCUUAAUGCAACUACUCUUAAAAUCUCCUUCAGAGGGGUGUCAAACGGUUGUUCACUGUGCAGUUAGUGAUCAAGUUCCUAUUAAACAUAAUGAAGCUUCAUUUAUUUCGGCUGAAACAUCUGGUAGUGGUAUGCUGUAUAACAACUGUAUACCUAUUGAUUGGCCUGAUAAUUCACUCAACUCUUAUCUAGCUUGUCAACUAUGGGAUUAUACAACAAAUUUUUUAAAAUUAUCAGUCAAUAAUAAGUAAAUAAUCCACUGUUAUGUACAAUUACAUGCUUCUGUUCCGUAUACAGAGCUCUUUGUGUUUUUCUUAGUGAGAAUCCAAGUGACUUAUUAUCACUUGGGAUUUAUGAUAGGCAGAAACAAAUUUUAAAAAAAUUAACAAUUGACAUGUUUGUAUUAUAAAUGUACGAAGUUUUUAAAAUUUGUUAUUCUUAAAUACAAUAUAACUUUUCCCAUCGCACUUCACGUUUCGUUGUAUUUGUUCAUAGAUUUUUGGUGAUUCAUCUUAGUGUCCA